AUGAGUGGCCUGCGCGAACCCGACACCCACGGCAGGAACGGUGAUAUACUCGCAGAUAUUAGCUCUAAUGGCCAGAUUCCUACUCCAGCACCCUCUGAAACCGGCCAUGCAAGCGAAGAGGAGGUUGGAGACCCUAUACCAUCAUUAAUCAUCCAGCACAAUGAAAAGGCGGUAAUGGCCAAUGGGCAUUCGAAGCAUCCUGACUGCGAUUACUUCACCUUAGACGGCACAACGGAGUCAAACCCUCUGCGGGAUGGCGGCACCCCAGGACAGGAGAGCAGGAAGAGGAGUAUUGGAAAGCUAGCCUCUCCGGCUACUGGUCAAGCGGACCGCGAAAAGGUGCUGAAGUUGUCGCCGGCGCAGAUUCAGGAGCUUACCCGUUCGCCAAGUUCCUUGCCAGUCCGCACCGCGUCGCCGUUGCCAGAGGUGGUUACUCCGCUUGUAGAGUCGUCGCCCUUUGAGGAGGGUGGACCGAAGCUUCAAAAUGGCGUCAGUGAAGCGCAAGGGAGUGCGGUGCAAAACAGUAUCGAUCUGGAUGGAGUUGGCACGAAGGCGGAGCCUCCGAGGCUGAGGCUAUACGAAGAGAUUAACGGCGGCACUCAAAAAGAGCAACGACACUCCCGCCCAAGCUUCUCCUCCAGAACCGUAUCUACGCCUGUGAUCAGACGCAAGCAAUCAUCAAGAACUGUCAGCCUAGGCCAGGACCAAAGCGGACAGCAGCGUGCUGGACGGCCUCCACCGCUUAACCUUGAUGAGAAUAAAACGAAUGGAACAUCGGGCGCGAAGGCAGUCUCUUCGCAAGACCCGCUACCAUCUCCUGCGCCCGCCAACUUGCCCCUUCCACCGUUGUCUCUUCCAACAUACUUGCAGCUAGAGUUGUCAUCUGAAAAGCCAUCUCCGCUAUAUAUUCACAGAUCGCCUAGUUACGACUUCCCGUAUGAGUCAUCCAAAGUGAAGUUCGAGCGCCUCUUAAAUUUUCUUUGGCUCGCCCCGCAACUGGAGCAGGUCCUCUGGUUCGGUGCACUGGCUUGUCUGGAUGCGUGGUUGUACACCUUCACGAUACUGCCGCUCCGCUUCUUCAGGGCCCUCUGGGUCUUGAUCAGGUGGGUUGCUCAGAGUGCCGUCAGGGAAGCAAAAGACCUUGCCAGCUUUGUCUACAACGGCUUGGGUCGACUAUGGCGACGUAAAAGACAGCAGUCUGACUUUUUGGUGCCCGGCACACCAGCUGUAGACGGGCUUAGCUCGAGGAGAACGUCGUUCAUCACCGCGCGUCCAUCGCUACCAACGCCAGUGGCUCAAGAGAACGUUAAUUCCGAUCCGGUCUCUGCACAACGGCCGCAACCACAACGCAGGCAUACAAAAAGCAAUACAUAUCGGAGCCGGCGGACCAAGCCCAAGCCAUCGGCGCUUUUGCCAGACCACAAGGCUGAUUUACUUAACGGCCUACUAGUCCUUACUAGCUGCAUGAUUCUAAUGCGCUUCGAUGCGAGUAGGAUGUAUCACGGGAUCAGAGGGCAGGCUGCCAUCAAGCUAUACGUGAUCUACAACGUCCUAGAGGUCUGCGAUCGAUUGUUUUCUUCGCUCGGUCAAGACAUCAUGGAGUGCCUCUUGUCACGUGAGACAUUAGAGCGCGACACUGAUGGACGAAGCAAGGUUAUCCGGCCUCUCUGGAUGUUCAUGCUCGCUCUGAUCUAUAACGUCAUCCAUGCCACCGCCCUCUUCUACCAGGUCAUCACGUUGAACGUCGCCGUAAACUCAUACUCAAACGCUCUGCUGACUCUACUCAUGUCCAAUCAAUUCGUCGAAAUCAAGAGCACCGUCUUCAAGAAAUUUGAAAAGGAGAACUUAUUCCAGCUUACCUGUGCUGACGUGGUUGAGCGCUUCCAGUUAUGGCUGAUGCUCCUGAUCAUCGCUCUACGGAACAUCGUCGAGGUUGGCGGCCUCAGCAUCCUUGGGGAUAUCUCAGGUUCAGCGGGCGCCGCUAGCGUUGGGAGCAAUGCCACCAGCGCCCCCUUCCGCAGUACCAGCAUCAUCCCUAAGUCCUUCACACUCUUUCCGAAGUGGACCGGCCAGGUCCUUGGGCCGUUCCUCCUCGUUCUCGGCAGCGAGAUGCUUGUCGACUGGCUGAAGCACUGCUAUGUUACAAAGUUCAAUAAUGUAAAGCCUGCCGUCUAUAGCCGGUUCUUGGACGUGCUGGCGAAGGACUACUACUCUCACGCCUUCGCAGACCAGAACCUAACCAAGCGUCUCGGCCUCCCCCUCCUCCCCCUCAGCUGCCUCUUCAUCCGUGCCCUCAUACAAACCUACCACAUGUUCCUCGCCAUCCACAUGCCGCUGCCCAUUGCCUCGACCGCUACUUCUCUCGCCAUGGAAAGCGCCUCUGCAGCCACAUCUCCCGCAACCACCGCAGCACUCGCCCACAUCGAUACUGUCUUCCGUCGCGCGCUCGGCCGCAGCUCUUUCGGCGUGGGCACCUCCGCUGGGACUGCGAGUUGGUGGUCCCUCAGCGCCUGGACGUUCGACGACGUCAUCGCGUUUGUGACGAUGGGCGUUGUGUUUUUGGUCGCGUAUCUUCUGCUGCUGACGCUCAAGCUCGUGCUAGGGAUGGCGCUGCUUAGUUUCGCGCGAUCAAGAUACCGAGGCAUGAAAGAGAGGGAGAGGGCAGUGGUUGAUACGGCAGGCAAGAGGGUUGGUGGUUGGGGUGUCGUGGAGGUUGGGGAGGAGAAGCGGAGGUGGAUUUAUGCGGAUGAUCCUGAGGGAGCGAGGGCGCUGAGGGAGAGGGAGGAGAGGGUGAGGAGUAAGGAGGAUAAGGGUGGGGAUAAGCUGGGGGGGGUGAGGAGGUAUAGCAUGGUUGCUAAGAGGAUUUGGUAG
Coniosporium apollinis CBS 100218 is the source of this 2871-nucleotide messenger RNA. RefSeq lists its product as uncharacterized. Gene Ontology annotation, biological process: maintenance of protein localization in endoplasmic reticulum. The record is from RefSeq and is a predicted model, not a curated record. Bases 1 to 2871 code for a protein of 956 amino acids. The transcript has 3 exons. NCBI's taxonomy places the organism in Eukaryota, Fungi, Ascomycota, Dothideomycetes. Gene Ontology annotation, cellular component: endoplasmic reticulum membrane.